AAAGCUGGUAACUUAAAAGUAAAAGGAGAGAAUUUUUAUCGAGAUGCUAAAAAAGUGAAAUUUGUUAAUAUGCUCAAGGGAGGGAAGCCGAUAAGGAAUUCUAAAGGAAAAAUAGUAAAGGAAGCACCUUUUCAGAGUAAAUUGGCAAUUGCUGCUAGAGUACAACCAGAUAGAAGGUGGUUCGGAAAUACUAGAGUUAUUGGACAAAAAGAGUUAGAAGCUUUCAGAGAAAGUCUUGGUUCAAAAGUUAAUGAUCCAUAUCAAGUUUUACUUCGACAAAAUAAAUUACCCAUGAGUUUAUUGGCUGAUGCAUCAAAGGUAUCACGAAUGCACAUGGUUGAUACUGAACCAUUUUCAGAUACAUUUGGUCCAAAAGCACAGAGGAAACGACCAAAACUAAAAGUUAGUUCAUUGGAGGAUUUAGCAACUAGUACGAAUGAAUUAUUAGAAAAUUAUAGCGAAAAAAAUGAUCCAUCACUUUUAUCUAAUAAUAUAAAUGAUUGGAUCGAUGAGGCUAGAGACAGUGUAUUUUCAAAAGGUCAAUCAAAACGUAUUUGGAACGAAUUAUAUAAAGUUAUAGAUUCAUCAGAUGUUGUAAUUCAUGUGUUGGAUGCACGAGAUCCAAUUGGCACACAAUGCAAGAAUGUUGUACAAUAUAUCAAUAAGGAAGUUAAUCAUAAACAUUUAGUAUUCUUACUAAAUAAAUGCGAUCUAGUACCAACUUGGGUUACUGCGAAAUGGGUUGGUAUACUGUCUAAAGAAUAUCCAACUUUAGCAUUUCAUGCUAGCAUCAAUAAUUCUUUUGGUAAAGGAUCUUUGAUACAACUAUUGAGGCAAUUUUCAGCGUUACAUUCAGAUAAGAAACAAAUUAGUGUAGGUUUCAUUGGUUAUCCCAACACUGGGAAAAGUUCAAUUAUAAACACUUUGAGAAGUAAAAAAGUGUGUAACGUUGCUCCAAUUCCUGGUGAAACAAAGGUAUGGCAAUAUAUUACGUUAAUGAAACGUAUAUAUUUAAUAGAUUGUCCGGGAAUUGUACCACCUUCAUUAGAGGACAGUGAAACAGAUAUUGUGCUUAAAGGUGUUGUGCGCGUAGAGAAUCUAAAAACACCAGAAGAUUACAUUCCAAGAAUACUAGAAAUAGUUCGUAAAGAAUACCUACAACGUACCUAUGAAUUACGCGAGUGGACAGACCAUAUAGAUUUUCUUUCACAGCUAGCACAAAAGUAUGGCAAAUUACUAAAAAAAGGAGAGCCUGAUUUGAGCACCGUAGCUAAAAUGAUUUUAAAUGAUUGGUUGCGUGGUAAGAUACCUUAUUUCACUCCUCCAAAAAUCAAGGAUGAAAGCGACAGUGAAAAUACUGGAGAAGAUUCCAAAAUUGACAACAAUUCUGAGGAAAAGAAAAAUGAAGUAAAAGGAGUAGAACAAAAUUUUUGUAAUAUUCAAGUUACAACAUCAUUUUUACCCGAUGAUCUUGGUAAUGAAAAAACUGAACAAUAUCAUGAGGAAAAUGACAUUAUUGAAGAAAACAUUGAAGAUAAAAUAAUAAUUUAAGAUAAAGCUUAAGAUAUCAAAUUUUAAAUUUAACAAUUACAGUAAUGUAAAAUUAAACAAAAAAAAGUACUUAUAUGCAGUAUAAAUCUUUUCAAAAUCUUUAAAAGAUAAUUUUUUUAUUGCAUAUAAUGUAUAUACAAUAUUUUGUUAUA
Molecule: messenger RNA, 1703 nt
Organism: Rhizophagus irregularis DAOM 181602=DAOM 197198
Lineage: Eukaryota; Fungi; Glomeromycota; Glomeromycetes; Glomerales; Glomeraceae
Product: GTPase required for pre-60S ribosomal subunit nuclear export and maturation
Cellular component (GO): nucleolus
Molecular function (GO): GTP binding
Source: RefSeq, a predicted model, not a curated record